AUACCUACAAUGUCAAAGUAUGUGUGUAACUACUAACUAAUUUGGUAUCAUCAUAUUGUUUAAUAUGGACUCUGGUAAUAUAUAUGAACGGCCUUCAAAUCCUAGAGCCAAUGCAAAUAUCUUUAAAAUCCUCUCAUUUGGAUGGCUUUACAAACUCUUCAAAACUGGAGAAAAAAGAGAUUUAGAAGUUAAUGAUUUGUAUACAACUCUAAAUGAUCACAAGUCAUCAUCAUUAGGCAUGGAAUUAGAGGAAACAUGGAAAGAUGAGCUUGAAAGUGCUAAAAAGGCGAAUCGAUCACCAAGUUUAAUAAAGGCGUUGAUCAAAAUGUUUGGAGUCAAGUUUAUGUUAUAUGGAUUACUGCAAUUGAUAGUAGAAAUUUUUUUAAGAAUGUCUCUACCAUUACUUAUCGGUGGACUGUUAUCAUACUUCAAUCCUAAUUUGUCAAACAAAACGCAUAGUUUAAGCCGUGCGUACACAUAUGCAAUAUUGUUGGUAUUAAAUAUGUUAGUAACAUUAGUUAUGUAUCAUGCAAUACAAAUUGAAAUUUUGCAUUGUGGGAUGAAGAUACGGGUUGCUUGCUGUUCACUAAUAUUUAAAAAGGCAUUGAAAUUAAGUAAAACGUCUCUUGGUGAAACUACUGUUGGUCAAGUAGUAAAUUUGUUAUCAAAUGAUGUAAAUCGGUUCGACACAGUAGUAAUAUUUCUCAACUACUUAUGGAUAGGUCCUAUACAAACAAUUUUAAUCACAUAUUUUUUGUGGCAAGAAAUUGGAGUGUCAUCAAUGAUUGGAGUUGCGAUAUUACUUAUUGCCAUACCAAUACAAGGUUGGAUAGGAAAAAAAAUAUCAGAAUAUCGGUUAAAUACAGCCAUUCAAACUGACGAGAGAGUACGUUUAAUGAAUGAAAUAAUUUCAGGAAUUCAAGUUAUUAAAAUGUACACUUGGGAAAAGCCUUUCGCAAAUUUUGUAGAAUAUGCAAGAAGAAAAGAAAUAAAUGAGAUUAGAGGAUCAUUGUAUUGCAGAGCUGUAAUGUUAACUUUUGGGGCUUUCCAUACUAGGGUGGCAAUGGUUUUCAGUAUAUUUUCAUAUGUGAUCCUUGGAAACUAUAUUUCUGCUGAACAAGUUUUUGUCAUAACAUCGUAUUAUAAUCUAUUGCGAAACACAAUGACAGUUUUUUUUCCUCAAGGAAUUUCAAUGGUGGCAGAAAUGCUGAUAUCGAUUAAACGAGUCCAGAGCUUUUUAAUGUACAACGAAAAAAAUAAUCAAGCGGCUUAUCCCUCAAAAUCUGAUAAGAAAGCUGCUAAUAGUAACAAAGAAGUAAUAAUUACUAAUACGAAUUUGUCAUCGGUUAAUAUAAAAUGUGAUGAUGGUGAAUCACCACAAUUAAAUAACAUUGGAAUUGUCUUAAACAAUGCUACAGCUAAGUGGACAGAUGCUCAAACCGAUAACUCUUUAGAAAAUAUUAAUCUUACGGUAAGACCUGGUCGAUUAGUUGGAGUGAUCGGUCCCGUGGGGUCUGGAAAAAGUUCAUUAUUACAAGCGAUUUUAGGAGAAUUACCACUAUCUGAAGGACAAAUUGUAGUGAACGGUGUAGUUUCUUAUGCAUCUCAGGAACCAUGGUUAUUUGCUGGUUCUGUACAACAAAAUAUUCUAUUUGGUUCAGCAAUGGAUGAUGAGCGUUAUAAAGAAGUUAUACAAAUUUGUGCCUUAAAAACUGACUUGGAACAGUUUCCAUAUGGUGAUAAAACAACUGUGGGAGAAAGAGGAGUUUCCCUCAGUGGUGGACAAAAGGCGAGAAUAAAUUUAGCAAGAGCUGUAUACAAACAAGCGGAUAUUUAUUUAUUGGAUGAUCCUCUAUCAGCUGUAGAUGCUCAUGUUGGCAGUCAUUUAUUUAGAAAAUGUAUUAAAGACUUUCUCAACGAAAAAACACGUAUACUUAUUACUCAUCAAUUACAAUAUUUAACGAGUUUAGACCAAAUAGUAUUGAUGGAAAAUGGGAAAAAAAUAGCCGAAGGUUCAUACAAAAACCUUCAAGAAUCCGGCUUAAAUUUUACAAAAAUUUUAGGGUCUCCAAUAGAACCUGUAGUAACGCCUGAUAAUGAAUCUAUUACAAAAAGACCAAAUUUUCGAAGCCAAAAUUCCAUUUAUACUCGACAAUUGUCUGUGUUGAGUGUUACGUCAAUUGUCGAAGAAAAUAAUUAUAAUGAUGUUCAGGUUGAAGUUGUAGAAGUUGUUGAACCUAUUGAAACGGCUGAAACUCGCUCUUUUGGAAAUUCUGGAUUCAGUAAUUAUUCAUCAUAUUUUUCUGCUGGUGGACACAAAUGCAAAAUUGUCUUAUUUCUAUUGUUAUGUAUCUUAACUCAGAUACUGUCUUCAAGUGGUGAUUUUUGGAUAACUUACUGGGUUAAUUUAGAAGAACACAUUUUUCAUUCGAUCAGCCAUUUAGAACCCCAGAAAUAUAAUAUAUCUAAUACAUCAACAUCAUAUUAUUCGUCCAAUACAUUAAUUUCAUGGAUAGUAGAUCGUCAAACAUGUAUUGUCGUAUUUGCUGUAAUUACAAUAUCUAUCAUAAUAUCUACACUAAUUAGAUCAGCUUUCUUUGUAUCAGUAUGCACAACAUCUUCUACAAAUCUACAUAAUCGUAUGUUAGGGUCAAUUAUAAGAGCAACAAUGCACUUUUUUAAUAAAAAUCCAUCGGGAAGAAUACUUAAUCGUUUUUCAAAAGAUAUAGGAUCCAUUGAUGAAAUGUUACCUUUCGUAUUGAUGGAUGUUAUACAAAUUGGAUUGAUUGUGAUUGGAAUAUUAAUUAUAGUUGGAAUAACCAAUCCCUUCCUUAUUAUACCGACAUUAAUCAUAGUGGUCAUAUUUUUCAAAAUCAGAAAAAUUUAUAAGACAAUAUCACAGAGUAUUAAACGUUUAGAAGGAGUCACACGAAGUCCUGUAAUUACUCAUUUAAAUGCAUCACUUCAAGGAAUAACAACUAUAAGAGCAUUUGAAGCGGAACAAGUUCUUUCCGCAGAGUUUUCCAUCCAUCAAGAUUUACAUUCCUCGGCUUGGUAUUUAUUUAUUUGUUCAAGUAGAGCAUUUGGAUUUUGGUUGGAUUUAACCUGCCUUAUAUAUAUAAGUAUCGUGACGUUUUGUUUUUUAGUUAUUGACAAAGACACAUACAGUGGAAAUGUUGGUCUUGCUAUAACUCAGUCAAUAGGAUUAAUUGGUUUGUUUCAAUGGGGAAUGAGACGAUCAGUAGAGCUGGAAAACCAAAUGACGUCUGUUGAGAGAGUACUCGAGUACACAGUUUUACCCCAAGAACCAGCACUUGAAUCGCCUCAAAAUAAAAAGCCACCAAAGAACUGGCCAGACAAAGGUCGAAUAACAUUCAAUAAUUUUUAUCUACGAUAUGACGUUGAUACUCCUUAUGUUUUGAGUAAUCUCAAUAUUCAUAUUGAGCCCACAGAAAAAAUUGGAAUUGUUGGUAGAACUGGAGCAGGGAAAUCAUCUUUAAUUGGGGCAUUGUUUAGAUUAGCUCUCAGUGAGGGUAGUAUAACUAUCGAUAACCAUGAAAUACAUGAGUUGGGACUACAUGAAUUACGAUCCAAGCUUACUUUUAUACCUCAAGAACCAGUUUUAUUUUCUGGAACCAUACGUAAUAAUUUGGAUUUAUAUAACAAAUAUUCUGAUAACGAAAUUUGGAGUGUAUUAAGUGAGGUGGAACUUAAAGAUGUUGUGAAGGAUUUACCAAAUGGACUAAACUCAAAAAUGUUCGACGGUGGAUCUAACUUUAGUGUCGGGCAAAGACAAUUAGUGUGUUUGGCUAGAGCAAUUUUGCAAAACAAUAGAAUUUUGGUACUGGAUGAAGUCACUGCAAAUGUUGAUCAUCGGACAGAUGCAUUAAUUCAAAAMACAAUAAAAGAUAAAUUUCGAAUGUGCACAGUUUUAACAAUUGCUCAUCGUUUGAAUACUGUAAUGGAUUCUGAUAAGAUCCUUGUAAUGGACGGGGGAACUGUAGUGGAAUUCGAUCAUCCAUUUCGAUUAUUGAAAAACACSAGCGGAUAUUUCUAUAAAAUGGUAAAACAAACUGAUCAAAACACUGCGCGCUUAUUACAUACUACAGCUGCAGAGAAUUACAAGAGUAUUGAUAUACGAAGAAAAAAACCUAUUCAGUGAAGUUUGGUGAAAAACUGGUGACAUAACUAGGGCACUGAUUUAUAUGUAAACACAUAUUAUUUUCACUAUGACUUGAUGAAUUAUUUUAGGCAAGUGAUAAAUUCGGUUCACGUGGUUUUCAAUUGAAUAAUAUAUAAUAUUUGAUUUUACAUUAAUAGUCUUACAUAAUUUGUGAUAAAUACAUG
Messenger RNA from Diuraphis noxia (Russian wheat aphid), 4347 nucleotides. Its product is annotated as ATP-binding cassette sub-family C member 4-like. Gene Ontology annotation, biological process: transmembrane transport. The record is from RefSeq and is a predicted model, not a curated record. NCBI's taxonomy places the organism in Eukaryota, Metazoa, Arthropoda, Insecta, Hemiptera, Aphididae. Gene Ontology annotation, cellular component: membrane. Gene Ontology annotation, molecular function: ATP binding; ATP hydrolysis activity; ABC-type transporter activity.